Molecule: messenger RNA, 3134 nt
Organism: Anolis sagrei ordinatus
Lineage: Eukaryota; Metazoa; Chordata; Lepidosauria; Squamata; Anolidae
Product: toll-like receptor 2
Biological process (GO): toll-like receptor signaling pathway; inflammatory response; immune response
Cellular component (GO): plasma membrane
Molecular function (GO): protein binding; transmembrane signaling receptor activity
Source: RefSeq, a predicted model, not a curated record
UGAUGAUGAGGAGGAGGAGGAGGAGGAUGAUGAUGAUGAUGGUUUUCUUGCAGGGCGGGCCCUAUCUCAGGCAAGAAGGGCGAUGCCAUGUGUGGGGCCCGGGUCCCCCUCUUGCUCCUGCUCCUGCUCGUGCCCCGAUUGUCCCGCGCACCCGUUCCCUCUGACUGCCAGGUCUCUUCUCCAGGGUGGGCUUCCUGUCGGGGCCGGAACCUACUCCGGGUUCCUCCAGACCUCCCGGAAACACUGGAAGCCUUGGACUUGUCCUACAACAAGAUCCGGCGCGUCUCCGCCGGGGAUUUCGCAGCCCUGACUCGCCUCAAAAGCCUCGAUUUGCGCUACAACGACCUCUCGUACAUCGACGACACCGCCUUCGCGUCCAACUUGUUGUUGGAGCAGUUGGACCUCUUCAACAACUCGUUGUUGACGAUCCCGUCGGAUGCGUUGAAGGACCUCAAGAACCUGAAGGUGUUGUCCAUGUCUAACAACUUGUAUCCCCGCUCGGCCUUGGACGGCGUCUUCAGCGGCUUGGCGAACCUGGAGGAGCUUUCCAUGGGGGGUCCGGCCAUCUCGACGGUCGGCGGCGAGGAUUUCCGAGCAUUGGCGGACAUCCCGUUGAAGAAGUUUGCGCUGAAGACCGCCUCGAGCUUGGCAGAGUACCAACCGGGAGCCUUCGCUACGCUGACGACGGAGUCCUUGUGGUGCGACAUCGCAUUGGACAGCAACCCCAACGCCUUGCCCCGAAUGCUGAGAGAUUUGUGGGGGAAACCUUUGCGCUACUUGCGCUUUCGCAACCUCUUCGAGUUCACCUAUUACACCCAGCUGGCGGACAUCUUUUCCAACUUGCCGGCCGUCGGCGCCCGCGAGCUGGUCUUCUUCCGAGGAAAAUUCAACGAGAACUUGCUCCGUUUGGUCCUACUCAACGUCCAGAAAUCCACAAUCUGGGACCUCUCCUUCAUCGCCAUUGAUUUCGCUCGGUCGCCGCAAUGGGCAAAGCCGGACGUGGGCAUCACUAACUUGACCUUAAGAAGCUUAGUGCUGAAGGACAUCAGCAACCCGGACAUUUUGCGCUUCGAUUGGACCUUCACGUGGUUCGCUGGCGUGAGCUAUUUGUCCAUACUCAACGUCAACUUCAACUUCGUCCCGUGCGACGCCUGGAAGGAGAUGCGCAACGUCGUCAUGCUCAACAUCUCCAACAACCGGCUGCUCGACGAGUACAUCUACAAUGAGGGAUGCUCCUACGAGGUCAUCUUACCCAAAUUGGAAGAGUUCAACGUGAGCUACAACCGAUUGAUCCGCCUCCGAACGGUGUCCAGAUUGACCGCCGCUUGGCCGCGUUUAUCCGUCUUGGAUUUGAGACACAACCAAAUCGGCAACGACAACGGUGGUAGCUCGCCGUGCCGUUGGAGCCCCGCGCUUGUUUGGCUGAGUCUAGCCUACAACGCGGUGACGACGAUGGAAAUAUUCCGGUGUUUGCCCGUCACGUUGCGCUUCCUCGACCUCUCCCACUCGCAACUCGAGCGGCUCGAAAUGAGUUAUUUCGAAGCCGCCGUCGACCUCCGAGAACUUCUUUUGAGCGGCAACAAGCUCAAGUUCAUCCCGACGGCGUGGAAAGGUCCGAGUUUGGAAGUCCUGGCGGUGGACGGCAACUCCUUCGGGGCCAUCGGGCGAGGGUCGUUCGCCAACAUGCCUCGUUUGGCGCAACUCCACGCCGGCAACAAUCCCUAUCAUUGUGAAUGUGAAUUGCACAGUUUCCUCCGGGAGGCUCUAUCGAAGGGGAAGCUGACCAUAACGGACUGGCCGGAGGGCUGGACGUGUUACCACCCCGAACACCUCCUGGACACGCCGGUGGCGGAUUAUGCCCCAUGGGCCACCGAGUGUGACGUCACGCUUGUGGUGGCCAUCGCCGUCUCGCUCACGGCCGCCAUUGUGGGGGCCGUCACAUUACUAUGCUGGCGCUUCGACGUCCCGUGGUACCUGCGGGCCACGUUCCGCAUCGUCCGGUCCAAGUAUCGUUCCGGCCACCCGUCCAGUCAGCCUUCGCGCAACUUCACUUACCACGCCUUCAUCUCCUACAGCUGCUCGGACGCUGACUGGGUGAGGAAAGAGCUGCUGGUGAGGCUGGAGGCCACCCGGCCACCUUACCGGAUCUGUGUCCACGAGCGGGACUUCACUCCUGGCCGCUGGGUCAUCGACAACAUUGUCGAUAGCAUUGAGCGCAGCCGCAAGGUGGUCUUCGUCCUGUCCCGCAGCUUCGUGGACAGCGACUGGUGCAACUACGAACUCUACUUUGCUCACCAGCGGGCCGUGGGGCUGGGUUUCGAGGACGUGGUGCUGGUGGUCAAGGAGGCCGUCGACCCCCGCGCCCUGCCCCGCAAGUUCUGCAAGCUGCGCAAGCUACUCAGCGCCAAGACCUAUCUGGAGUGGCCGGCUGAACCUGGGCGACAGGUCUUCUUCUGGGCACAGCUGGCCGCCGUCCUGGGGAAGGCCGAGAAAAACGUCCACGAGCCAGAGGAAAAGGCCACGACUGGAGACACAGGGGUCAGCCAGCACCUCGAGAUGCCGCCUGUGGACGAAGGGAGUGCCACGGUGGACGCUCCACCCACUUAAGCCAGUCUUAACUUAGGCUUAAUUACUGUUACUUACUUACUUUGGUCCUCUUUGCAGAUUCAAUUACAUUGCUCAUUGGGGCUUUCCAAUGCUAAGCACUGCAUUCUGGGAAAUGUAGUUGAGGGCAGGUCCUUUUGCAUUCUCUGCCACAGGAUCACAGAUUUAUACUACUACUUACUUUAGUCCUCUUUGCAGAUUCACUUAUUUUAUGUAUUAUUAUUACACUGCUCAUUGGGGCUUUCCAAUGCUAAGCACUGCAUUCUGGGAAAUGUAGUUGAGGGCAGGGCCUUUUGCAUUCUCUGCCACAGGAGGCACAGAUUUAUACUAUUACUUACUUUAGUCCUCUUUGCAGAUUCACUUAUUUUAUGUAUUAUUAUUAAACUGCUCAUUGGGGCUUUCCGAUGCUGACCACUGCAUUAUGGGAAAUGUAGUUGAGGGCAGGGCCUUUUGCGUUCUCUGCCACAGGAGGCACAGAUUUAUACUAUUACUUACUUACUUUACUCCUCUUUGCAGAUUCAAUCAUUUUA